AUGUGGCUCUAUCGGGGCGCGCAGUCCGCGGUCUUCUACUACGUGACUUGCACACCAUGUGCUAUGAGCAUCGACCGUCGGAAGCGCAAGAAGGAUGCCGCGCGAAUCCAGCGUCUCAAUGAGAAGGCCGCGGCCGAUCUCGUUACCGAUCAACCCCGGCCAUUUCCGCAGGCGACCGCCUUCAGCACUAAUGAAGGGUGGACCGAGGAGAUAUCAUUAGGACCUGGGCCUCCGACUCGUCGAGGUGGAAACCGCAACCAUGCGAGGACGAACAGUGGGAAUACGGAUCAAGGUUCGCUGUCGAAGAAGGAUAAGAGUGGCGGCCUCAUGCAACCUCUUAACGAUCGGUGGAAAUCUAUGCGGUACCAACGUGAAGAUGAGCCUCUCUGGGGUCAGGAAGUUCGGGGUUCGUCGAUUGGCUUCUCGGGUCGUGGUCGUACCGAUCAUCAGGAGCCGCCCAAGUAUUAUGCAGCGCAUGUACCUCCUGUCAAUGAUCUACAUCCGCCUAUCGUGAGUGGGCCCCGCAGCCGCGCCGAAACGAGAUGGAUGCUCCAACCACCGCCCAGUGCGAAGGUCAUGGCUGGCAAAGAACGAUUCGAUAUGUCCUCUCCUCGCGAUAGUAUGGGUGGCUUUAACGACUGGCCAUCCCGCACUAUCAGGGGUUGCGCCAUCCAGGAGGAGGAGGCUGAACACAUCAGCAAGGAAACUGAGGACGGCACAGUUGAUACAACCGCCGUCCAGCAACAAUUACCUCGUCGACCAUCCGUAUCUCGCGUCCGCGCAAGUUUUGAAAGUGCUAUUCGCGACGACUUUGAUCGACCUCGGGAUUCCCGAUCCGACUCCAUGUUCUCCAUUGCCGACGAUCAAUCCUUCAGCACUUCGUGGAAGUACCCCGACACCCCUACGACACGGCCAGCUUCCGAUUCCACCGAAGGCAGCAUCAAGGCACCUCGUCCACAAAUCUCAAAGACGUUGUCUACCCUGCAACGACCGGAUGGCCCCAAGCACAAGGUCCACCUGUUGCACCUAGAGAUCAACGAUGACCGAGACGAAGUCGCUGUCGGCCAGCUAGAACCCAUUCGCCCGUGGCGCUGGAGCAUGGAUAUAUAA
Messenger RNA from Penicillium daleae, 1110 nucleotides. RefSeq lists its product as uncharacterized. Bases 1 to 1110 code for a protein of 369 amino acids. The record is from RefSeq and is a predicted model, not a curated record. The transcript has a single exon. NCBI's taxonomy places the organism in Eukaryota, Fungi, Ascomycota, Eurotiomycetes, Eurotiales, Aspergillaceae.